Molecule: messenger RNA, 438 nt
Organism: Mercenaria mercenaria
Lineage: Eukaryota; Metazoa; Mollusca; Bivalvia; Venerida; Veneridae
Product: snaclec coagulation factor IX/factor X-binding protein subunit A-like
Exons: 1
Coding region: 1-438 (145 amino acids)
Molecular function (GO): signaling receptor activity
Source: RefSeq, a predicted model, not a curated record
AUGAGGUGUGUGACAUUUUUUCCAAUAGAUUAUACUGUAACCAAGUAUGGAUUUUGUUUGAAAUUUUACGCUGGACCGAAAACAUGGGACGAUGCUGAAGCAGUGUGCCGAAAUGAUGGAGGGCAUCUCGUGAAUGUUGACUCUGAAAUCAAAGCGCAUACGGUGAACAUGACUCUCGUAGCAAAUUCGUUGUCUGGUACAUAUGCUAAUUUGGUCUGGAUAGAUGGCCGAAGAUCCGUUCAAGGUGGCGCUUGGUCGUAUGGAUAUGAAUCAACAGAUUCGUCCUUUGUAUACUGGGGCGACGAUGACCCAGAUAACAAACCAUCCGACUUGUGUAUGGCGUAUCAGAGAAAUCCCAACGCAGACUCAUAUAUGUGGCGUUGGUACGAUUAUUAUUGUCCUAACAACUUCCAGUUUGUGUGUCAAGUCGCUAAGUAA